Molecule: messenger RNA, 8313 nt
Organism: Mesorhabditis belari
Lineage: Eukaryota; Metazoa; Nematoda; Chromadorea; Rhabditida; Rhabditidae
Source: the annotation of a GenBank genome assembly
AUGUCCCUAUUCGAUAAAACGAAUUACGUCAGCGAGUUGGUCCACUUCGUUCCGUGUGAACCGAUGAGAAUGGAUGGCGCGUCUGGUCUCUUUUCUGCAACCUCUUUGGAAAAGCUUGUUCUAAUCUCUAGCGAUCUGAAUCAAGACCAAAUCAUCAGCAACUACAAUCUACCGAAUGAUUCCAGUUAUUCAACAUUGAUUCUUGAUAAAGAUGUGCCAAAGGAGAACAUUUCGCACUAUUUGGAGCACAACUUGCCGCCAGCUGUGACCACAACUCUGCCAACGGGUAAGAGAAAUGAAGCUUUGAAAUUCUUUUGGACGAACUCUGACUUUGCAACCGAGAAGAUCGUCAUGCAGGCAGUGGCCAGUGCCCUCUACACGUCGACUGAUUAUAUUUUCACUGCAAACGCUUGGGUUUACGAAGAUCUCAAUACCGACUUGCCGUUGCCAGUUUCUUUUCUUGAUUUAGACCAAUUUUCUUUGUUGAUGGCAGGCUUCAAUUACAGUGGAGGCUCGGAUACUGUAGUCCAAGCCACCAAUGCCAUUGAUGACUGGGAUAUUCAAAGUGCUGUCGUUGUGGUAUUUACUAACAGCGAGCAAUCGUUAAUUAAUCAAGCUGGUUCAAUGUAUGGCCGAAAGGAUCGAACGGUUGCGUUCACCUCUUUCACAACAGUUGAUUUGACACCGAUUUCAAACUAUGUUGCCGAACUUAGCGCCAAAGCAAUCACCAACAAUGUGCUCAAAGUUUGCUCACAAUUGGGUGGAAUUUCAACGACAAUCAAAUCGACAAAAGGACCAACGACUCCCACAGAAACCGAAACGACUGCAUCAACUCCCACGCCAACGACCACUCCACCACCCAUCUGCAACGCUCUUUUUGUAAUGGAUAUGAGCAGCCUUGUAACAGAGCUAGGUUUUGCCGCGGAAGGCUACUCGGUGAUGAUCCCAGCGGAAGAUCUCUUCAACACCUCUUCGGGCUACAUUUUCUCGGCUAACGUUUAUCGAUAUUUUAAUAAUGGAGACCCUUCCCCACCAACGGAUUUCAUCUCAAAUUACAAAGAUUUCGAGAAGACCGUAACAAAUAUCGAUUACCAGAAAGGUGGACAAUCGAGGAUCUCGGAUGCUGUGAAUACGCUCAAUUCGUGGACGCCUGAUGAUACAACAGCUAUUGUCUUGUUCACAAACAGUGACCAAGACCUGAUUGACAAGGCUGCACUCGAUUAUAAGUGGACGAAUCACACAUUGGCUGUUGCCUUGGGAUCGCAAGACAUGCACAAUUUGGGCUUCGAAACGGUGCCUAAUGAUUGGGAUUUUCUCUCUGCGGGUCUGUCGACUGUGUGCGCUCGGCUAAACAAUAUCGCGAUUCCGUCGACCACUCCACCAACUACAACAGCUCCGACUACAACUUACAAAUCCACUCCGUCAACACCAACAACAACCGAACCACCUGGACCUCCAUGUCCAGUUUUAUUUGUUCUGGACGGAUCAGAUUUAGCAAAAACUCAGUUUGAUCUUGAAAAAACAGCCGUCAAAACGGCGGUCAAUUACAUGUUCGUCACGAAUGACUUCACUCUGGGCGGAAAUGUUUGGCAGUUUGGAAAGGAUACAAAGACAUCAACAAUCCCAAAUACAUUCCUCUUUGAUCAGCCAACCUUCAAUAAUUUGCUUGAUUCGGUUGCUGUGACUGGUGGACUUGACGGAGUUGUUGAAGCCACAGCCAGGCUAAAUGAAUGGAGAACCGAGUUGGCGGUGAUUGUCUUGAUGACAGCAAGUUUGCAACCAUCGGUCGAUGCAGCCGCAAAUAACUACACUCAACAAUGGAGAACAAUUGCCGUACCAAUAGAUAAUACUGUCAAUGUUGCUAAUCUGGGAACCGCUUCGUCUUUUGAUGCUGAAACUCUUUUCGAAACUUUACUCAAGAAAUGCCACUCGAUGCGUUCUUGGACAACAGCCGUUCCAACUGUAUCUAUUGCUACGCCAUCUACGAGCGUUUCGACAGCAACACCGAAGACGACUUCAUCAACACCGCAUUCAUCAACAAAUGUCCCGACUGAGGGCAGCUCUGUAGAGCCUAGCAAGACGACGGGUUCAGCUUCAGUCCCAACAACAACCAAGCCCACCACUUCACCGACUUCUGUACCAACAAAACCUACAACUAGCCAGAUAAAAAACACCGGAUCAACCACUAUAAAGAUUGAGCCCAGCACAACCACUGGAAUUCCGGUAACAGAGGGAAGUUCCUCGAAUCCAAUCACAGAGCCAACCAAACCAAGCACUUCUACCACUGGAUUACCUACGAGCUCAAGUUCAGCACCUACUUCCACGAGUCCACCAACAACCACCAGCAAUAUGAACCCAAUUUGUAAGGCAAUCUUUGUGCUCGAUGGUUCGGACAAAGCCGAUUUUCUUGAUCAAAAGAUUUCUGUCACUAGAGCCGCUUCACAGUUGUUUGGGGCAAUCGAUUUGAAUUUUCUGGGCGCCAUUUGGGAAUACGGAGACGCGACUCAAGAUCCACCGCUUGCAAAUAUCCAAUUCACAUCGAGCAACAAUACGUUUGAAGCUUAUUUAGAAACAAUUCAAAACUUUGUUGGUGGAAAGGAAUAUGUCAACGAGGCAGCAACAAAAUUGAAUGACUUGAAACUUGGCGAUGAGAACGUAUUGGUGUUCUUCACAAACAGUGAUCAAGUCACGAUUGAUCAAACAGUAGCCCUUUACAAACAAAAGAAGUUUACGGUCGGUGUUGGUAUCGAUGAACAAGACUUGACUGGAUUGGCUGCAAUUACAGCUGAAAUGAUUAGCAAGAACGAGAUUUCAAACGCGAUUCGUACCCUUUGCUUGAAGCAGUUGACUACGAAAAGUCCAACAACUACUGCUCCAACAAGCACUCCAACAACAACCACAACACUCUUGCAAUCCAGCACUAAUGGACAAAUCACUACCGUGAGCCAAACUGGCUCAACAUUGCCCUUCACCACUUCGCUGCCAAUCACUGCACCAACAAUGUCUACAACUGUUCCGUUAACUGCUGGAACAUCACCAACUAUUGGAUCAACAAUGGAACCCACGCCUCAACGAGCCACUUCACCAUCAACCGGCACUUCUCCAGAAUCCGUCAGCAGUACAGUCUCAGGGCCAGGUAGCACGAUGAGCUCAUCAAAAAUGCCUACGACAUCAAACAUUCCGACUGUGCCAAAUACUGGAUCAACAGUCACUUUUUCAACUCCAUCAACUGCUCCAACAACUUCGGGCAAUCCUAAAUCCACAGCUUCUACCCAACAACCAACCUCUGUCACAACAGAACCGGUUGCUUCUGGAUCGACUUCUGCUUUCAAUCCACCAACAACCACAGCUUUCAUUCCAACUUCUGCAGUCACAGGUCCAAGUGGGUCAACGACUACCGGUUCUACCGUAUCAGUGGCAUCAACAACGGAAGGCCCAACUCUAAGUACAAUGUCUGGAGGCUCUACAAGACCUGCUAGUUCAACCAUGCCAACAUUUGGUACAACUCCAACGGAGAAACCUCUGCCAACAAGCACAGUGCCGCCUGUCACCGAACCUAUCGGCGGCUCAAGCACUGGGUCUCCUCCAAGUGGGUCAACGACUACCGGUUCUACCGUAUCCGUGGUAUCAACAACUGAAGGCCCAACUUCAAGUUCAAUGCCUGGAGGCUCGACAGGGCCUGCUAGUUCAACCGCAACAUUUGGUACAACUCCAACGGAGAAACCUCUGCCAACAAGCACAGUGCCGCCUGUCACCGAACCUGUCGGCGGCUCAAGCACUGGGUCUCCUUCAAGCACCCCAAUGGCUUCAUCAAGCCAAGGACCUUCAGAGAGUCCAAUCACAACUCAAAGAGCCACUUCAAUCACCUCAACAAUGCCCCAAAGUACGAGUGGUGGUCAAACAGCAACAGUUACAACGGCCACUACAGUCACUUCUGAGCCAGUGACAACGCAUACAAGCGGAACAAAUCCAAGCCAGUCAACCAGUUAUGUGCCACCUGGAUCAAGUACAGCUGCAAAUACUGACUUUUCGACCAGUGUUGCUUCUUCUCAACCAGCUCCCACAAGUUCGCCAACACCAAAUCUCCCACUUUGUCAAGGUCUUUUUGUGAUUGAUGGAUCAAAUCAAGUGGCAAGCUUCACCGCGGAAAGAACUAGAAUUCGCUUGGCAUCAGUUCAAGCAUACUACAAAUUGGAUUACUUGUUCUAUGGAAAUGCGUGGGAGUACGGAAAUGGACCCAACGAUGCUCCAAUACCGACAACAUUUAUUGACUCGUAUAGUACAUUUGAUGACUUGCUCAGCAAUUUGGAUACAUAUAAUGGAGAUGAAAAUGUAACUGGAGCCGUGGAGAAAUUGAACGCUUGGACGGAAAGCAAUGCUAUCAUUCUCCUUUACACCGGAAGCACGCAAGCUGAUGUUGAUCAAGCUGCUAAAAUUUAUCUAAAGAUGGACUCAACUUUGGGAAUUUCAGUGGAUGGCAAAUCUGACUUGUCAAAUCUUACGGCAGUUACUGCUGGUGUGACCGAUUUACCUGCAAUCGUCACCGCCUUAAACUAUUUGUGUCAAUCAAAACUGGCAACGGUUACUGGUCCAAGCGGAUCAACCACGAUCGGUUCAUCCGCAGCAUCAACAACGGAAGGCCCAGCUCCAAGUACAAUGUCUGGAGGCUCUAUAGGGCCUGCUAGUUCAACCAUGCCAACAUUUGUUACAACUGCAACAGAGAAACCUCUGCCAACAAGCACAGUGCCGCCUGUCACCGAACCUAUCGGCGGCUCAAGCACUGGGUCUCCGUCAAGCACUCCAAUGGCUCCAUCAAGUCAAGAACCAUCAGAGAGUCCAAUCACAACUCAAACAGCUACUUCAAUCACUUCAACAAUGCCCCAAAGUACGAGUGGUGGUCAAACAGCGACAGCUCCAACGGCCACUACAGUCACUUCUCAGCCAGUGACAACGCAGACAAGCGGGACAAAUCCAAGCCAGGCAACCAGUUAUGUGCCACCUGGAUCAAGUACAGCUGCAAAUACUGAGCCUUCGACCAGCGCUGCUUCUUCCCAACCAGCUUCCACAAGUUUUUCAACAAAUGCUCCAUCUUCAACACCAUCAAAUGUUCCAAUUUGUUAUGGUCUCUUUGUCUUCGAUGGUUCGAAUCAAGUGGCCGGGGAUGAGAUGAUACCAACAACGUUUAUCGAAACAUAUGAUGAGAUUGGAGAUUUAAUUCUUGGCUUAGUUCCAUACAAUGGAAAUGAGAACGUCACGGGUGCCGUCAAACAAUUGAAUGCUUGGAGUGAAAAUGAAGCGAUUAUUAUACUCUAUAGUGCAAGUGAUCAAGUCGAUAUUGAUGCAGCUGCCAAAAAUUAUCGGAAGAAAACGUCUACGGUGGGACUCUCUUGGCAAGAUAAGACUGAUUUGUCAAAGCUUGCUGCUAUUACUGUCAGUCCAACAGAUUUUGAUGGAAUCAAAGUGGCUUUGAAUACGUUGUGCCAAGCAAAAUUGUCGACAACGACUGGAAGCACACCGGAAACGACGAGUUUGGGAUCAACGAGCGAGAACCCAGCAACAAUCUCUUCAGCAGCUUCAGGCUCAACAACUGGAUCAAUUCCUAUCACAAGCUCAACAAAUCUCCCAACUAUACCUACUGAAGCAACAACUGUAACAAACACAGUUGCAUCUUCAACUACAAAUUCUAAUAGUCAAGGAUCAACCGUUUCCACAACCAUUGGAACAGCUUCCCAUAGCCCAAGUAAUCGACCUACAACAACAUAUUUUGAGCAACCAAGCAGCCAACCGAGUUCAGAAUCUACACUUGGAUCCUCUUUACCAACACCGACAAGUACUCCAAGUAUAACCACGACAGGAGGCUCAAGUUCUGCACCAAUAACUGGCUCAACAACAGCUGCUGGAACUAGCCCUUCAAGCAAUCAACCAACUGGUUCUAUGACCCCAACAAGUACUCCAAGUGGCUCAACAAAUAGUCGAGUAACUGAAUCGUCAACCACUCCAGGAAGCGUUACUGAAACAAAUGCUCCGAGCUCAAACAGUCCAAUUCCAACACUUUCUUCACCCACAAGUGUACAAACUGUUACCAGCAGCACGGUUACAACAUCUGAAUCGGUUACAACAUCUGAAGCACCCACAACAGUCACCGUUCCGACAACGACAGCGACAGAAGUUGAGACAAGUAGUUCAGUCUCAUUGACAACCUCGACUACAACUCCGAUUCCAAUCGCAAAGACGCUCCUUGUAAUUGAUGGCUCAUCUCUAGCGGGCUCGAUCGUAAGUCAAAGACUUUUCUUACAAAGCCUAGCCACAGUAGCAUUUGGAAGAAUGGAUAUGAUAUUUUCGGCGAAUAUCUGGGAAUAUGGAGACGAUAGCCAGGAUGAAGCAAUUCCCAUAACAUUCAUUGAUAAUCCGAGUGAUGUGGAUGAUGCUAUAGCAUUUCAACAAAGUUAUGGCGGCAAAGAAAACAUUAUCGGAGCAACUGAUAAACUCAAUGAUUGGCCAAUAUUUGAUGGGGUUAUUGUGCUUAUCACAGCUAGUCCGGAUAACUUAAUCGAUAUGGUGAGCUAUUUCAAAAGAAAUCAAACUGUCGCCAUUUCGACUCAUGAUGGUGUGGAUAUGUCGGCUAUCACGGACUACCCCCAUACGCUUUCAAGUUCUUAUGCUGACGUGCUGGAUGACAUCCGAAAAGUGGCCCUCAAUUUGCCCCCAAGUCCAACAGUUCCAACUGGUUCAACGCCAACUGGCCCAACUAUUGGCUCUUCAACGAUGAAUCCCUCAAGCAUUCAACAGACUUCUAGUACUUCCAUGGGGCCAAGUCCUACAUCGACAAUUAGUGGCACAAUCACGACUCAAUCAGUCACAGUUCCGCCAACGACAAGUGGUGAAAUAUCAAGUUCUAUUACUGCGACGAACCCGAAUCCCACAUCAACCAUGAAUCCCACUAGUCACUCAGAAACAGCUCCACAAACAAUUGGAUCAAUAUCGACAGGAACUCCAACUUCUCCUAGUACUGGAGGAGUUACAACAUCUGUCACUGCUAGCAAUUCUCAGGGAUCCACCCCAGGAGAGACCGCAACUUCAAGCUUCACAAGUACAGUUUCUUCAACAGUUGAACCUAUCACUGACUCACAUGCUUCUUUCUCAGGUUCAACAGUCACGCUUCAAAGCACCAGUAGUGGUUCAACAAUUGCUUCUGAAAGCACCACUUCUGGCUCUACACUCACGCCUGAAAGCACUGUUUCUGGCUCAACAGCCGCUGAAACAAGCACAAUCGCUUUUUCAUCAUUGCCAACUGGUCCUCCAACGAGCAGUGGAAGCACAACUUCUGGUGCAACUCUGGGAAGCACGGGAACCUAUUCUACUGAAUCUGUGCCGAGAACCGAAUCACCGAGCCCCACAAACACAGAACUGACGUCAACCACUACUCCAAUACCACCACCGUGUCCAGUCUUCUUUUACAUUGACGGAUCUGCAGCGAAAACUGUGAUUGGCCAACAAACUGAUCUUAUCCGAAAAGCGGCUAUCUCAAUGUAUCAAUCUCAUGAGUGGCGUUUCCUUAGCUCUAUUGGUGCAUUUGGAGAGUUGACAAUUGGUGACCCGGACCCUGGUACUCUAUACGACAAUUUUCCGAAUUUUGAGUCAGCUCUCGAUUCAUUGGACUUUACUCUUCCAUCAGGCGAUGAUGUUACAAGUGCCAUUGACUCAAUGAACGAUGAUUCUCAUUUUGGAAAUGUGUUAACAAUUCUCUUCGUAGCUGCAUCCCAACCUACAAUUGAUGGAGCAAAUGCUAAUCUCUACAAAGACUUCACGUAUGGUAUUGCAAUGAUAGGCAAUCAAGAUCUCACCCGGCUAUCCUAUGAUAGUGACGAUUAUACCACGGAUAACGGGGCUACACUACAACAAGCGAUUAACAAUUUUUGCGCCAACUUUCCAACAAUUGCUCCUCCUGAAACAGUGACUACUGAAACUCCGUCAACAAUGCAAACUGCUUUAAACACAUCACCCUCAUUAGGCAGCACUGGAUCAACUCAAAGUCAACCAACGGUUUCAAAAAUUACCGAUUCAAGCUCAAGCACUCAAGCUGCAAGCUCAACGCGAUCAGCAACAGGAUCUCAAAGUUUCACGAGCUCAACUCAAUCAGGAAGUAGUUCAAUGAGUUCAAAUCCAUCCGAGCCAACAUCAUCAACUGAUUCUGCUGGUUCAUCAAGUUUUGGAUCAACGACUGGGAAACCAAGUUCAUCAAGCAGUUCGACCGCUCAGACUGAUUCUGGGAGUUCUUUGAGCUCUCAGGCUUCCACCUCAUCGGCAUCAAGU